This is a messenger RNA of Neofelis nebulosa (Clouded leopard), 2783 nucleotides long. It is a transcript of the gene SMURF2, whose product is annotated as SMAD specific E3 ubiquitin protein ligase 2. Gene Ontology annotation, molecular function: ubiquitin protein ligase activity; protein binding. Lineage: Eukaryota; Metazoa; Chordata; Mammalia; Carnivora; Felidae. The transcript has 19 exons. The coding region runs from base 52 to 2298 and encodes 748 amino acids. Gene Ontology annotation, biological process: negative regulation of BMP signaling pathway; ubiquitin-dependent protein catabolic process. The record is from RefSeq and is a predicted model, not a curated record.
CCGCGCCGCGGCCGCAGCCCCGCCGCCGCCGCCGCCCCCGCCGCCGGGGACAUGUCUAACCCUGGGGGCCGGAGGAACGGGCCCGUCAAGCUGCGCCUGACAGUACUCUGUGCAAAAAACUUGGUGAAAAAGGAUUUUUUCCGACUUCCUGAUCCAUUUGCUAAGGUGGUGGUUGAUGGAUCUGGGCAAUGCCAUUCUACAGAUACUGUGAAGAAUACACUUGAUCCAAAGUGGAAUCAGCAUUAUGACCUGUAUAUUGGAAAGUCUGAUUCAGUUACGAUCAGUGUAUGGAAUCACAAGAAGAUCCAUAAAAAACAAGGUGCUGGAUUUCUUGGUUGUGUUCGACUUCUUUCCAAUGCCAUCAACCGCCUCAAAGACACUGGUUAUCAGAGGUUGGAUCUGUGCAAACUUGGGCCAAAUGACAACGAUACAGUUAGAGGACAGAUAGUAGUAAGCCUUCAGUCCAGAGACCGGAUAGGCACAGGAGGACAAGUUGUGGACUGCAGUCGUUUAUUUGAUAAUGAUUUACCAGAUGGCUGGGAAGAAAGGCGAACUGCCUCUGGAAGAAUCCAGUAUCUAAACCACAUAACAAGAACUACACAGUGGGAACGCCCAACACGACCAGCAUCUGAAUAUUCUAGUCCCGGCAGACCUCUUAGCUGCUUUGUUGAUGAGAACACUCCAAUUAGUGGAACAAAUGGUGCAACGUGUGGACAGUCUUCAGAUCCCAGACUGGCUGAGAGGAGAGUCCGGUCACAACGACAUAGAAAUUACAUGAGCAGGACACAUUUACAUACUCCUCCAGACCUACCAGAAGGCUAUGAGCAGAGGACAACACAGCAAGGUCAGGUGUAUUUCUUACAUACUCAGACCGGUGUGAGCACGUGGCAUGAUCCAAGAGUGCCUAGGGAUCUUAGCAACAUCAAUUGUGAAGAGCUUGGUCCAUUGCCUCCUGGAUGGGAGAUCCGUAAUACUGCAACAGGCAGAGUUUAUUUCGUUGACCAUAACAACAGAACAACACAAUUUACAGAUCCUCGGCUCUCUGCUAACUUGCAUUUAGUUUUAAAUCGGCAGAACCAGUUGAAAGACCAACAGCAACAGCAGGUGGUAUCGUUAUGUCCCGAUGAUGCAGAGUGUCUGACAGUCCCACGGUACAAGCGAGACCUGGUUCAGAAGUUAAAAAUUUUGCGGCAAGAACUUUCCCAACAACAGCCUCAGGCUGGUCAUUGCCGCAUUGAGGUUUCCAGGGAAGAGAUUUUUGAGGAAUCAUAUCGGCAGGUCAUGAAAAUGAGACCAAAAGAUCUGUGGAAGCGAUUAAUGAUAAAAUUUCGUGGAGAAGAAGGCCUUGACUAUGGAGGGGUUGCCAGGGAGUGGUUAUAUCUGUUGUCACAUGAAAUGUUGAAUCCUUACUAUGGCCUCUUCCAGUAUUCAAGAGAUGAUAUCUAUACAUUGCAGAUCAAUCCUGAUUCUGCAGUCAAUCCGGAACAUUUAUCCUAUUUCCACUUUGUUGGACGAAUAAUGGGAAUGGCCGUGUUUCAUGGACAUUACAUUGAUGGUGGCUUCACAUUGCCUUUUUAUAAACAGUUGCUCGGGAAGUCCAUUACUUUGGACGACAUGGAGUUAGUUGAUCCAGAUCUUCACAACAGUUUGGUGUGGAUUCUUGAGAAUGAUAUUACAGGUGUUUUGGACCAUACCUUCUGUGUCGAACAUAAUGCAUAUGGUGAAAUUAUUCAGCAUGAACUUAAACCAAAUGGCAAGAGUAUCCCUGUUACUGAAGAAAAUAAAAAAGAAUAUGUCAGGCUCUACGUGAACUGGAGAUUUUUACGAGGCAUUGAGGCACAGUUCCUGGCUCUGCAGAAAGGAUUUAAUGAAGUAAUUCCACAGCAUCUGCUGAAGACAUUCGAUGAGAAGGAGUUAGAGCUCAUUAUUUGUGGACUUGGAAAGAUAGAUGUUAAUGACUGGAAGGUAAACACCCGGUUAAAACACUGCACGCCAGACAGCAAUGUCGUCAAGUGGUUCUGGAAAGCUGUGGAGUUCUUUGAUGAAGAGCGAAGAGCACGGUUACUUCAGUUUGUGACAGGAUCAUCUAGAGUGCCUCUGCAGGGCUUCAAGGCUUUACAAGGUGCUGCUGGCCCACGACUCUUCACCAUACACCAGAUCGAUGCCUGCACCAACAACCUGCCAAAGGCCCACACGUGCUUCAAUCGAAUAGACAUUCCGCCCUAUGAAAGCUAUGAAAAGUUAUACGAAAAGCUGCUAACGGCCAUCGAAGAGACAUGUGGGUUUGCUGUGGAAUGAUGAACUUCACGGAUUUACCCCGGACUCUAUUUAUACCCUGACCGACAGCCUCCUUUCAGCAAAGUUGCCCGGAAUGCUGAAAUACAGGAAAAUGCCCCACCCCCCCUAAAAAAAAAAAAAAAAAAAUGUUUAGGACACUGUGAGGGGAAAGGACAAUUUUGAAAUUCCUUUUCAAGGAAAAAAGAGGUCUUUAUGCUUUGCCAUGAGGCCACACUCAGCUGCUAUUUAAAAUUAAUAUCUUGAACCUAAAGAAUGCUGACUUUUCCUACAUUUCCAGAGUUAGGCAGUAUUCUACACUUAAAGACUACUACUAUUUUUAUAAAAAGGUAAUCUAUUCAGAUCGCUCCACAGAUUUCAAGUCUCUCAAACAUCAAGACAACUCCAGCAGUCGGUACACAUCACAUUUCAUUUGGAUCGAAUACAUGAUUUCGAACAGUUCCUGUACUUGCUCUUUGUAAAAAGAAAUAAAAUUAUUUUGAACGAUU